AUGCCACUGAAGCCACGAGCGGAGCAGGGCUCUGAGGAGGCCGAGAGCGGUGUGCUACAGCUUGGUUCGAACGAGGAAGCCGCAGAAGAGCAGAGCUGCGCACCAGCUCAGCAUCCUCUGUCACUCCCUGUGCAGCGCACAACGCACGCAGGGAUGGGGGUACGGCCGGGCUGGGGCUGGCUCCUUCUCCCAGUUUGCCAGGCUCUGGUUGUCCCCAGGGAGGUGAGCGGCCAGGAGGGCAGGACGCUCUCGCUGCGCUGCUGGUACGCGCGGGGCUACGAGGGCUACAACAAGUACUGGUGCCGCGGGGCCGCGCGGGGCUCGUGCCACAAAGUGGUGGAGACUGCGGGGCGAGAGGUGCCGCGCCGGCACGGCCGCAUCUCCAUCACGGACAACCACAUGUUCUGCGUGGUCCUGCUCACCGUGGAGGAGCUCUCCAGGGAGGACGCCGGGAGCUACUGGUGCGGGGUGGAGAAGGCAGGCUGGGACAUCAUGGAGCCGGUCACCCUGAGAGUGACACCAGCUCCCAGCCCUGUGCCCUCCAACACCAUAACGGAGUUCCCCUACACCGCCAACGUCACUGCCACAGGUGCAGGGCUGCAGGAGGAAAGCACCAGCCUUCAGGAGGGUCAGGAACAGCCCAGCUCCUCUCCUCCCAGCCCCUCUGGGCCAGCCCUGCAGGCCUUGCUGCCCACCGUGCUGCUGCUGUUCCUCCUGGCUGUGGCUGGCUCUGCUGGGCUCACCCUUGCCCUGAGAAGGAGGAGGAGGAGGAGGAAGGAAGCUCUGCAGAUACCCCUGGGAGCAGUGGGAAGCUCCCAGCCGUGCUCACCUGCAGUGCAGGCACAGCGGCACCAUCAGGUAAGAGCCCCGGUGCUGGGACAGGCUGCCGGGGACGCGCUGCCCCCUCGCAGCAAAGGCCCCGCAGCACCCAGCCAGCCGGGCACCACCGCAGAGCUGAACAACAUCUACGACAAUGAGCUGAACCUGAGAAAGGGCACCCGCACCGGCAGCAGUGACACAGAGGAGCAGUGCAGUGAGCUGGGGGACGACACAGUCUACAUCAACAGCUGAUGCUCAGGGAGAAGAGGAUUCCCUGCAGUCCUAAUGAGGCAUCGCUUGUGGGCAUCGUUUCGGGUUUUGCUCUGAGCGGGGCAGGGAGCAGCACUCCCUUCCCCGUGUCCUUGCUGCAGUCUCAGCAGUGUGACAGCCUCUGCCGUGGGGCUCUGACCCUGCUCCACCCCAGCUUCCCCCCUCUGCUUUGCUGCUGUGGAUUGAGAGGUGCCCCCAGGAUGGGAGGAACCCAGAACCCGACUCCUUUGCAUGCUGGUGCACAGGACAUU
Molecule: messenger RNA, 1340 nt
Organism: Numida meleagris (helmeted guineafowl)
Lineage: Eukaryota; Metazoa; Chordata; Aves; Galliformes; Numididae
Product: CMRF35-like molecule 8
Cellular component (GO): plasma membrane
Molecular function (GO): transmembrane signaling receptor activity
Source: RefSeq, a predicted model, not a curated record